CUCGCUUUCCUCCACCCGAACCCCUCUCGCUGGAGAGCCUCUUGCCUCGCCCUCCUGCCAGCUGUGGGAAGUCGCCGAGGAACUCAGCUCUUCAGCUAUGAAUCUCCCGGCGAUCCUGUUUUGUGCUUUCUGGGCUGUGGUGUCCGCGGAGAACUCAGACGAUUAUGACCUCAUGUAUGUGAAUUUGGACAACGAAAUAGACAAUGGGAUCCAUUCCACCGAAGAACCCACGCCGUGCGACUGCCGUCAAGAGCACUCCGACUGGGACAAGCUGUUCACCAUGCUGGAGAACUCGCAGAUGAGGGAAGGCAUGCUGCUGCAGGCCAUGGACGGCGUGCUCGGGGGCGAGCUGCAGAGGCUGCGGGCGGAGCUGGGCCGGCUCGCGGGCAGCCUGGCGAGGCCGAGUUGUGAAACAGCGAUUUUAUUCCCGAUGCGUUCCAAGAAGAUUUUUGGAAGCGUGCAUCCAGUGACACCAAUGAAGCUUGAGUCUUUUAGUGCCUGCCUUUGGGUCAAAGCCACAGAUGUUUUCAACAAAACCAUCCUGUUUUCCUAUGGCACGAAGAGGAACCCAUACGAGAUCCAGCUCUACCUCAGCUAUCAGUCCACAGUGCUCGUGGUGGGUGGAGAGGGGAACAGACUGGUUGCCGACACUGUGAUUUCUGUAGGAAGGUGGACCCACCUGUGUGGCACCUGGGCUUCAGAGACAGGGCGCAUGUCCUUGUGGGUAAAUGGAGAACUGGCGGCCACCGCGGUGAAGAUGGUCCCAGGUCACGUUGUUCCUGAGGGAGGAAUCCUGCAGAUAGGCCAAGAAAAGAAUGGCUGCUGUGUUGGUGGUGGCUUUGAUGAAACUUUAGCCUUCUCUGGAAGACUCACAGGCUUCAAUAUCUGGGAUCAUGUUCUCAGCCAUGAAGAGAUAAGAGAAACUGGAGAAGCGGAAUCUUGUCACCUCCGGGGAAAUGUUGUUGGGUGGGGCGUCACAGAGAUCCAGCCACAUGGGGGGGCUCAGUACAUCUUGUAAGGGUUGUGAAACUCUACUCGAAGCCAAAGAAGAAAACUCAUGUUUUAAAUAUAUGCCAGUUGGGAAGGUCUAAAAACCUCAGUGCAUAAUAGGAACACUUGAGACUAAUGAAGGACAGAGUUGAGAUUAAUCUUUAUUUGUCCUGGCAAAAUGCUGAAAAAACAGGAAGAUAUUGGAGAAGGCUUUUGAGGAUAUUGUUACUAGACUUUAGGACAUGGUGCUUUCAGAUUAAUACUGUGUCUUUGUCAGAUAAACUCGCAAAUAAUUAAAAAGGACUGUGUUGUUAAACAGAAGGACAAUUGUUUUACUUUGCUUUGGUUAAUUUUGUUUUGGCCAGAGAUGAAUUUUACAUUCAUUGGAAGAAUAAUAACAUUUGUUGUUCGUUAUUCAUUGUUAUUGGUGUGUACCUUAUUAUAAACAAUGAUAAAACACAUUUAUACUACAAUGUGACUUAACAAAUAUAAAUGUAGUUUACAUGUUAUAAUCGAGUGUUGCUUUUUUGGAGGAGGUAGUUGUAUAAGUUAUAUUGUAAAAUGAUUUUGUAUUAAUUUUAUUAAGACUAUUUUUGUAAAGCUCUACUGUAAAUAAAAUAUUUUAUAAAACUAGCUCAUGUUGUCUAAUUAUAAA
Molecule: messenger RNA, 1645 nt
Organism: Trichechus manatus latirostris (Florida manatee)
Lineage: Eukaryota; Metazoa; Chordata; Mammalia; Sirenia; Trichechidae
Gene: PTX3
Product: pentraxin 3
Exons: 3
Coding region: 98-1018 (306 amino acids)
Biological process (GO): host-mediated suppression of viral proces; innate immune response
Molecular function (GO): complement component C1q complex binding
Source: RefSeq, a predicted model, not a curated record